Symbiodinium necroappetens is the source of this 2886-nucleotide messenger RNA. The record is from the annotation of a GenBank genome assembly. NCBI's taxonomy places the organism in Eukaryota, Dinophyceae, Suessiales, Symbiodiniaceae.
AUGGAGGAAAACGAUGAGGAAGCCAAAAGAAAGGCGGAAGAAGCAAAGCUGAAAGAGGAGAUCCGACAGAAGGAGGAAGUCAUGCGGAAGGCAGAGGAGCUGAAGGAGGAGAUCAAGAAGAAAGAGGAGGAGGAAGCCAAACGGAAAGAACAAGAAAUGCUGAAGGAGGAAAUCCGCCAGAAAGAGGAGGAGGAAGCCAAGAGGAAGGCAGAAGAAGAAAGGCUGAAAGAGGAGAUCCGGCAGAAGGAGGAAGCCAUGCGGAAGGCAGAGGAGCUGGUGAUCAGGAAGAAAGAGGAGGAGGAGGCCAAGCGGAAGGAGCAAGAAAGGCUGAAGGAGGAAAUCCGCCACAAAGAGGAGGAGGAAGCCAAGAGGAAGGCAGAAGAGCUGAAGGAGGAGAUCCGCAAGAAAGAGGAGGAGGAGGCCAAACGCAAGGAAGAAGAAAGGCUGAAGGAGGAGAUCCGCCGGAAAGAGGAUGAGGAAAACAAGAGGAAGGCAGCAGAAUACAGGCUGAUGAGGAAGAAAGAGGAGGAGGAAGCGAAGCGGAAGGCAGACGAAGAGAAGAUGAAGGAGGAGGAAUUCAUGCAACGCAGAGCUGCUUUGGAACGACAGCUGGAGGAUUUGCGGAAGAAGGAGGAAUCCAUGAGGAUGAAGAAAGCUCAGGAGGAUGAGGAGGAAAACAGGAAACGUGCGGAGGAAGAAACAAAGAGAAGGGAAGAGAUCAGGAAACAGGCGAAGGAAGCAGAAGAAGAAGAGGUCAAGAAACAGGAUCAGGAAAGCCUCAGGCUUAAGGAAGCAAAGGAAAAGGCCGAAGAAGAGCUGAGGAAAGAGGAGAAGGAGGAAGCAAGUCGCGAGGAGGAAAAGAAGAAAAAGGAGAAGGAUGAAGCCAGUCGCAAGGAGGAGGAAGAAAAGUUCAAGAACACGAUCGAGGAGCUCAAGAAAGAGGAGGAGGAGGAAGCCAGUCGCAAGGAGGAAGAAGAAAAGACCAGAGAGGAGCUCAAAAAAAAGGAGGAGGAAGCCAUGCACAAGGAGGAAGAAAACAAGGAAGGGAUCAGGAAAAAAGAGGAGGAUGACAUCAGGUGCAACACGGCCCCUUUUCAGGGAGCCGAUGCCAGUGACGAGCUGCGACAAAAACUCAGGAAGGAGAGGGACGAAUUGGAACGACGGCUCGUGAUGCUCCAGAAGGAAGCCAAGCGCGAAAAGGAGGAAGAAGAAGAGGCCAAAGAGGAGAUCAGGAAAAAGGAGGAGGAGGAAGCCAAAUGCAAGGAUGAAGACAACAAGGCCAAUGAGGAGAUCAGGAAAGAGGAGGAGGAAGGCACUCGCAAGGAGGAAGAAAAAACGGCCCAGGAAGACAUCAGGAAAAAGGAGGAGGAGGAGAAAAGCAAGGAUAAAGAAAGAAAGGCCGAAGGGAAUCCGCUGGAGCAGGACAGCUACCAAGACGAACGGGAACGACUUCUGCUGGAGCUGGAUCGACUGAAAGCAGAGAAGAAAAGACGUCAAGAGGAAAUCCAGCGAACGGUGAAUCUGCAGUCCAAGAUGGACUCAGCAAGUGUGCAAGAAGAGAUGGCGAAAGUCAGGGAGCAGAUCGAGAAGGAAGAGGAGGCCCUGAGGUCCAGAGUGGAUGACGAGGAGAACGUGAAGAAGCAGUUGGGAUGGACCAAAGCUGUGAAGCAGGAGAUCCCCGAGAAGGAAGAGAAGGAUGAUCGGAAGAAGAAGGAUGAACAAGAAAAAAGUGCGGCUCAGAAGGAAGAUGAAGAAGGAAAAAGUGCGGAUCAGAAGCCGGCUGUCCAAGAACCGCCGAAGCCUGCAUGCAACAGACGGCAGACCGCGAUGUUUCUCAAUCGCCUGAGAAAGAAUCCGAAGAGGCAGGAAAACCUGCCGGAAGGCCUGAAGGAGAAGCUUGCAAAGGAGGACGACGACUCCGUUUCGGAGUUGAUCACCCAGCUUAUGGAGCAUGGGGGCGACUUGCAGGAGCUGUGCAGCAGCUACGAGCGGCAAGUCGUGAAGGAGGUCAGCAGCCAGGAGCUGACGAAUUCAGCUCCGUUCACGGAGCUGGAACUGGUCCAGAAAUACGGAGAGCGGGCGAAAGAUGUCAUGAAAGAGAAGGAAGCCAGCGGAGAUUGGGCCGAAGAUCCAAACCUCCGAGGCUCCAAGAUCUUCUACCUUUGCAAGACUGAGAGGAACUGGGGGACUUCCGACAUCGAUCGACAGGUCCUGGGCACCCGCAUGAAGGUUGAUCGAGAUGACCUGCCUGCUGUGAAAGAUGUUAUGCGCCCCGAACCGAGUGGUCUGAAACGACGGCUUGGAGAGCCGUCAUCGUCCUCGACUCCGUCGCCUUCUCCUAAGCCAUCAUCGGCUGCGACGCCCGAUCCGACGACGCCAGCUGCAGUGUCAGAGAAGGAGAUCCAGCCAGCAUCCAAGAAGCCGAAGAAGAGGACUCUGGAGAACAUGACUGUGCUCGACAAAGGGGAGGACCUGGCGAAGAAAUGCCUGGCUGGGUCUACGUUGGCCAGCAAGCUGAAGACGGAGAUGGAAGCGAAUCCCUAUGGCAAGGAUUUGCUGACAGAUCUGGGCAAUGCCGAGACCAACUUCAAGUGCUCCGAUCGCACUUAUAGUCUCUCUCGUAGGGGGCUGUUUCGAUUCGAUUCUGCCGCAAUCAUGCAUGCAUAUUCACACGCCAGGAAGCUGUACAACGAUGUGAAGGCAUUGUUGAGAGCCAAAGUGGAAGCGGAGGAGAAGUACCUCCCUUUCGGGAAGCAGUACGUGCUGCUGCUGCAAGACAUGGAAAGGCCGAAGGAAGCAGCUGAAAGCCUCACAAAAGCCGCGAACAAGAAGGCCAAUAAGUCCGCAUCCGGCAAGAAGCGCAAGGGUGCUCCAAAGGAGCAGUGA